Messenger RNA from Nicotiana attenuata, 1194 nucleotides. Its product is annotated as eukaryotic translation initiation factor 3 subunit H. Gene Ontology annotation, cellular component: eukaryotic 43S preinitiation complex; cytosol; cytoplasm. The transcript has 12 exons. Bases 87 to 1103 code for a protein of 338 amino acids. The record is from RefSeq and is a predicted model, not a curated record. NCBI's taxonomy places the organism in Eukaryota, Viridiplantae, Streptophyta, Magnoliopsida, Solanales, Solanaceae. Gene Ontology annotation, molecular function: translation initiation factor activity; metallopeptidase activity; protein binding.
CUCAAAUCUCUCCACCAUCAUCAGCACAAACCCCUGGAGCAUUUCGAGCGCUUUCAGCACAGUGAUAUCUUUCAAUCUGUUUCAUUAUGGCAAACGCAAUACCGAGGUCAUUUUUGCAAGUUGCAGCUAAAGAAGAAGUUGCUGCACCGCCGCUGAGAGUUGUUCAGAUUGAAGGACUGGUCAUUCUGAAGAUAAUAAAGCAUUGCAAGGAGUUUUCCCCAGCUUUGGUCACUGGACAACUUCUUGGAUUGGAUGUUGGAAGUGUUUUAGAAGUCACUAACUGUUUUCCAUUUCCGGUUCGUGAAGAAGAUGAGGAGCUCGAGGCUGAGGGUGCUAAUUAUCAGCUUGAAAUGAUGAGAUGCCUGCGGGAGGUUAAUGUUGACAACAACACCGUUGGUUGGUAUCAAUCAACUUUAUUUGGCUCUUUUCAAACUGUGGAAUUGAUAGAGACCUUCAUGAAUUACCAGGAGAAUAUUAAACGUUGUGUUUGCAUUGUCUAUGAUCCAUCAAGAUCCGACCAAGGCGUCUUAGCAUUGAAGGCCUUGAAGCUUUCCGAUUCUUUCAUGGAACUCUACAAGAGUAACAACUUUACUGGAGAGAAGUUGAGGGAAAAGAAUCUUUCAUGGGUCGACAUCUUUGAAGAGAUACCAAUUAAAGUUUCAAACUCAGCUCUCAUAAGUGCCUUCAUGACUGAACUUGAACCUGAUACACCUGUAACUCAGUGUGAUUAUGAGCGCCUGCAAUUGUCAACCAAUCCAUAUUUGGAAAGGAACGUGGAAUUUUUGAUUGAGUGCAUGGAUGACUUGUCAAUGGAACAGCAAAAGUUCCAAUUUUACUAUCGGAACCUUUCCCGUCAACAAGCUCAGCAGCAAGCUUGGCUUCAAAAGAGGAGGGCUGAGAACAUGUCACGCAAAGCUGCUGGAGAAGAGCCGCUACCGGAGGAAGAUCCUUCUAAUCCCGUCUUUAAGCCAAUCCCAGAACCCUCACGAUUGGACAGCUUUCUCAUAACUAAUCAAAUAGCAAACUACUGCAACCAGAUUAAUGGUGUUGCUGGACAGAGCUUUAGUAGGCUAUAUUUGAUGAAGGCUCUUCACGAGAACUGAGGAAAUCUAUGUAGUAGGCAAAUUUUGUACUCAUUUUUUGUCGUUAUUUAAACAUUUUGAGUUGAUAUAUGAAAAUGAUGAAUUCCUCUGU